UUGGACUGCUUCCAUGUCCGUAAUCACUACACUCAGGUGACUUCAGGGUAGUCUAUCCGGUGGUUACUACACAAAAGCUACACCACAGUGUUGGAUUCCAAAGACGUCACUCCUGACAUAUGUUCGCAUCUGUCUGCUCUCGAUGGGAUCACUUACGUCCUCCCACCACCCAGGAGCGCUACUGGGUUGAGAAGGAAUAAAUUGAUAUUUGGCGGGGGUGGGGACAGUCUGGAGUUGGAGCAACAUGAUGUGUCAGGAAACGAGAUGAGAGAGCGGGAUAACGCAGAAGCAGCCGGGCACGCGCGUGACGGGACAGAAUGAGAGCUGCUGGGACAUGGACGGCGUCAGCAGAGGACGGGAACAACUGUGACAUUGACUGGGAGAGACCCUGACGAAGUGAGAGGGACAUCUGGGUUCCUCUUGUCUUUGAAGCCCCAGCUUAACCAUGAGAGUGGCCUUCCUGGCCUUAAGACUGAUGUGCUUGGCCUGGUUGUGGCCUGUCACUCAGCUCAACAGCAGCCACUUCCCGAACAAGAGGAGAAACAAGGAGCUGUACGUCGGAGAGAACGCUAGACAAAAGCACGGAGGACGGGUGGAUCUUAAGAUGAAGAAGUUGGACAGCACCAAGUCUCUGCUAAUUAAGUCUGAGCAGCUGCUUCGGAUUGAAGACCAUGACUUUGCGAUGCGCCCUGGCUUUGGAGGUUCAGCCCUGCCUGUUGGUGUCGAUGUCCAGGUGGAGAGCAUUGACAGCAUUUCUGAAGUAAACAUGGACUUCACCAUGACUCUCUACCUGCGGCAUUACUGGCAAGAUGAUCGCCUGGCCUUUCCCUCCAGCAGCAACAAGAGUCGGACCUUCGAUGCACGUCUGGUGAAGAAAAUCUGGGUUCCAGAUGUGUUUUUUGUCCACUCUAAGCGUUCCUUUAUCCAUGAUACAACCAUGGAGAACAUUAUGCUGAGGGUUUAUCCUGAUGGAAAUAUUCUCUACAGUGUUAGGAUCACUGUGACGGCUCUUUGCUCAAUGGACUUCAGCAGUUUCCCUCUGGACACACAGAACUGCUCUCUGGAGCUGGAGAGCUAUGCUUACAAUGAGAACGACCUAAUGCUCUACUGGAAGAACGGGAACGAUUCAUUAAGGACUGACGAGAUUGUGCUCUCUCAGUUUUUUAUUGAAGACUUCCAGCCUUCCUUUGGGCUUGCCUUCUACAGCAGCACUGGUUGGUACAAUCGGCUCUACAUAAACUUCAUUCUAAGGCGGCAUAUCUUCUUCUUCAUGCUUCAGACGUACUUUCCCACCAUGCUGAUGGUGAUGCUGUCCUGGGUGUCUUUCUGGAUAGACAGGAGAGCCGUACCUGCCCGUGUCUCCCUGGGCAUCACCACCGUACUGACAAUGUCCACCAUCAUCACCGGUGUGUCGGCCUCUAUGCCACAGGUGUCUUACGUAAAAGCUGUAGACAUCUAUCUAUGGGCGAGCUUCCUGUUUGUCUUUCUGUCAGUCAUCGAGUACGCUGCGGUCAACUAUUUCACCACAGUGGAGGAGAUGAAGAAGCUGAAGAGAGCAAAGAUACCCACCUCUUACAAUGCUGCUGAGGCUAUGGCCUUUGAUGGGUGUUUCCACGACAAUGAAAUUGACCUGGCCUCCCUCCCCGCCAGCACCCCAAAUACAGAAAGGAACAUCCAGUCUCGAAACUCGACUGUCUCCGCACCCACAGAAGGCACCAGGCUACAUCGCAAGCACCCUUUAAAACGAAACCUCAGCUUCAUCAUGAGCAACAGCUACAUGAUCGACUCAUUCUCCAGGGUAUUAUUCCCGCUGGCUUACCUGCUCUUCAACAUCAUUUACUGGAGCAUGUAUGCAUAGCACAUUGAAUAAGCAGCAGAAAAAACAAAAGAACUGUUCCUUUUUUGACUGUUGUCACAAUUGCACAAAUGAACAAAAACAGACGGAUGAUAAUAAUAAUAAUUAAUUGAUGACAUGACUUCACGUCUGCUGAGUAUAGAUGUCCUUCUUGAUGUCUAAUGAAAAAGUGUUCGGCUGUAACUUGGAGAAAAUCUGAGAGCGGCUGUGAAAGUGAACGGCUGAUAUUUUAAUGAAUGUUUACGUGUGUUUCUGGCAUGCUUGAUUUUAUAACAGAAAGAGUUUUUAUCCAAAAUGCAUAAACAUUUUUAGGAUUUUGAUUUAUUGCCGGAUCAGAUACAUCCAUACAUACAUACAUUAAAUACAGUACAUGUUGAAAAUAAAUAUGUGUAUGCU
Messenger RNA from Neolamprologus brichardi, 2251 nucleotides. RefSeq names its product gamma-aminobutyric acid type A receptor subunit rho3a (gene gabrr3a). Gene Ontology annotation, cellular component: membrane. The record is from RefSeq and is a predicted model, not a curated record. Gene Ontology annotation, biological process: monoatomic ion transmembrane transport. Gene Ontology annotation, molecular function: extracellular ligand-gated monoatomic ion channel activity; transmembrane signaling receptor activity. NCBI's taxonomy places the organism in Eukaryota, Metazoa, Chordata, Actinopteri, Cichliformes, Cichlidae.